This is a messenger RNA of Chondrus crispus (carragheen), 716 nucleotides long. RefSeq lists its product as hypothetical. Lineage: Eukaryota; Rhodophyta; Florideophyceae; Gigartinales; Gigartinaceae. The transcript is spliced from 3 exons. Gene Ontology annotation, cellular component: membrane; signal peptidase complex. The coding region runs from base 54 to 716 and encodes 220 amino acids. The record is from RefSeq and is a predicted model, not a curated record. Gene Ontology annotation, biological process: protein targeting to ER.
CUCUUGUUCUACAUCCUGGUCCACUACGUCGUUGCAAGAAUAAAUCCAUCUCCAUGCUGUGGUGGCGUCGCCGGGCUGCCCCGAAAGGUGAAAGCGCCAGUGAGGAGACGUCUGGGGCUGAGACAGGUUCUUCGACCCCGGCAGUGACGAACCCUCGGGCGAAGAUAGACAAGUCAGGACUUUACGAUCUAGCGCAGGUGAAGCGACUCUUGGACGAUGAGAUGAUAGAGUGUAUGGAAGCCAAGGGAUACGACGAGGCCGUGCUUGUUAGCAAUAUCAAGAUCUUGGCGGGUACUAUUGCGGUAGCGGCGGCGAUGUUCUCCCACUUCAACCCCUGGGAGUUUCCGGGGAACAGAAACAUUGUGUUGGGUUGUGUCUUGCUUUAUGGGGCGUGCAUUGGAUCGAUCAAUCUUUCCGCUUAUAUAUGGGAUGCGAAUGCCAUGUAUGUAGGCAGACUCGCCGCAAAAGCGAAACGAAUAGCGAAAAGCAAACUUCCAGAAAAGGUGUGGGUAUCCACCAGACUCGGUGAGAAGGGGUCAAGCAUCUAUCGGCUUACAAUCCGCACAUCCCCUCAACAGAGCGAAGGAAAAGUCGAAAUUACCAACGGAUACGAAAAGUAUUUUACGGAGGAGGGAAGGUUUCUAGCGACGAGCUUUCAGACGGAUUUGAGCGAUGCCGUUUCACAAGUCGGUUCUGGUUCAAAAAAAUCGAACUAA